Messenger RNA from Schizosaccharomyces octosporus yFS286, 3695 nucleotides. RefSeq lists its product as uncharacterized. The record is from RefSeq and is a predicted model, not a curated record. NCBI's taxonomy places the organism in Eukaryota, Fungi, Ascomycota, Schizosaccharomycetes, Schizosaccharomycetales, Schizosaccharomycetaceae. The transcript has a single exon. Bases 877 to 1914 code for a protein of 345 amino acids.
UAUCCAUAUCUUUUCAUAUGAUUAUGAUGGUUUCUUUGUCGUAUAUUAUCUCUAAGAGUAUACUAUAAUAUCUAAAUUAUCUGCGUGGUGAAAACUACACUACCUUAACAACACUAACAACAAUCAUUAGAAUCGGCCUUUUUUGAGUAAUUUUGGAUUUUGAACAGAUUGAAGUCAAGUGCUACCUUUUACUUACUUCUUUACGAAAGAAAACCAUCAACAAAGAAGUUUCUUAACGAUCGGUUUUUAUAAAAGCCAGUUAAACCAUAUUUGUUACGCAAUUCUAUAUGAGUCAUUAACAGUAACCGCAACAUAUUUCUUGGGUUCUAACAUCCUUUCUUCCUUUACUUGAUUUUUGGACGAACGUGUUCUGGAUUUUCCUUCUUUGGGUAGUUGAGAACUGGUUUUGACUGAUACUCUUGCGAUUCGUCCUAAAGAAAAGUGAGUGUAUAUGAAAACAUCAAGAAUUUAAUUUAUAUUAAUCUCUCUUUUUUUUUUUUUGCUUUCUUUUUGGAUAACUAUUCAUAUAACGAUCUGGUUCUGUUAAGACUAUAUAACUUUGGUUUUGGUGUAAAGUUGUUUUUCUUGGACACUUAAGCUCUUUUAGUAUAUUUAUUCCUUUCGCUUUAUUAAAUUGGAUAUUGCUUAUUGUUGUAUAAUUUAAUUUUCAUUCCGUUUAAUCGUUUUGCUUUCGGUUAACUGUCUUAAUUACUUUUAAUACUGCACUGCUGCUGGAACACUUUCGCUUUGAUUUUUUUUUUUAUAUUUUACUAUUUCUAUCUCUAUUGCACUAUUCACUGUUUGAGAUACACAAGUUUACAUUCAUUUGUGACAAUUCUUAGAACUAGGAUUUGACUUUUUGUCCCGUACUACAAGAUGGACGACACUGUUUCUUCUCUUCAACAUAAUUCUUUUAGGCCCCUUUUCACACCUACCCCGAGUGUGUCGGUUCCAUUGAGAGCCCGUAAUCUUGUAACAAUCACUUCAACGGCUAACCCUAAUGAUAAUACGGAUGGACCAGAGAACACUUUUAUCUCUGGGGAUCACGCCUAUUAUUCUACUGUUGUCUCGACGAGAGCAAGUGACGGCGAUACUUACACAACUGGAACGGCCAUUCCAGUUGCUUCUACAACUGUCGCAUCGGCUAACAAUUCCAAAGGAAAGUCCUCCAAAUCCUCAAAGCAUGCAUCUACAGCUGUGAUAGCUGGUCCGAUAGUCGGCGUUUUGGGUGCUUUGAUUAUUGUCGUUCUCUUUUUUUACUGCCUUCGUCAUUACAAACGAAAGAGGUUUUUGGCUGAACAACAAGAAUUUGAAACACAAUUUGAAGAAGAAAAAAGCCGACUUGCAGCCAUGCGAAAAAAUAACGAACAUGAGAAAAUGGGCUAUCGUGGUGGCUAUCAAAUACACUCGUCUCCGUGGGGUUCUGUCUCUCGCAGCUCUAUAAUCGGUUCUGGCCAUGGCUCCUAUUAUUAUGACAAACGUAACAGCGAAAAUGGUAUAAAUACCCCAGAUUUCAUUACUCCUCCUGGUAAUGUAGCAACUUCAGACAGCUUACGGUUCCUAAAAAGGAACUCUCUAGUAUCUAUGAAUGGUUAUCCUCAGAGUCCUCCAUUAGAAUCACGUAGGUCGGUUUCAUACGGUGCGCUACAAUCUCCACAGGGACGUCCAUUGGCCCCCAUACCUGGCAGACGUACAGUUUCCAUCUCUUCCGUGAAUGAUUUGAACGAGAAUAAUAAACAGAAUUUGAGCUUCGAUUCAACGGAGGAUAAUGAACAUAAAUCUACCUCAACUGAAUCAUCUAGCGAACUCUUUUUUGAAAGUGAUGAUAAAGAAAAACUUAAAGAUCCUUUUGUUACGAUACAUGCUCCUUACGAGAAUAAUGACCUUGAACCUUCACUUCCAAGACCUGGUUGACGAAUAUCGAAGGCAUUACAGAAAUAAUAAAUCAUAUUUUAGCUUUUCUUAUUUUUACUGUGCAUGAAUUUUACGAAUGGAAAGAUAUUUUAAUUAGUUAUAUAUAGCAACACUUAGUAUUAGCAUCUAGCAACAUUUAUAGUUGCUUAUAUUCCAUUAGAAAUUUAUUGCAUAUAUAUUAUUUGAUGGAUUUUGCUUUUUUGUGGUGAUUGGUUCUCCUGAGUUUAGUGAACUUUCUUGUAAGUCUUAGUCAAGAGUUUGAACGUUUCCGCGAGUUUAUUCCUACUUUUUUUGAGUAUAACAUGUCUUUAUUAUCAAGCUACAUUACCUCAAUCGUUGUAUUUUUUAGGUUCCAUUCCUUUAGGUGGUCUUGUUUCAAAUUUACGACCACUGACAUCUUUCCAGUUUGUUGAGAGGGAAGUGCCGUUACUCUCAGUAUAACUUUUCAUCAUUGCUCUCCUUGUAUCAUCAUCAGCAUUUUGGUAUAAUUCUUGAAAAAGCUUCGUCAAGGCAGCAUCACCCGUAGGCUCUUCCUCUUCUUUAUCGGCUUCAUUUAAAAGAUGAUCCCAGUUCUUAUCACUGAUUUUUGAAGUUGUUCCACUAUUUAUCUGAGGAUUCUUCAAAUCGGUAUCAUGGUUAGUUUCUGUGAGACUCUCCCACUUUUUGUCUGGAAUCUGCUUCUUCAAUAUGACUUCAAUUUUUGUGGAGAAAAGACGAUAUGAAGAAGCGUCUGUAUCAAUAGCAUGAGCAAGGGGAUCUAAAUUUAGUGUAUAACAUGAAUUAUCCAUUAAGAUUGCAUGUAUAGAAACCUAUUAUUUUUUUAUAAAGUUAGUCAUGAUCGGAACUAGUAGAAAACGUACAGAUGUUGUUUUUAUAUUAACAGUUAAGUUUUCUGGUUUAACGUUCUUUGCAUAGAUGUCCAGACUUAUAGUGGACGAUGCCUGAGACCAAUCGAAGCGCGUUUUGUCUGCGAGAGAUAUCACUUUACUUUGUACGGUAGAGUUGGCAUCGGCUAUCAUACUUGAGUUAUUUUGAUAGCUAUCCGUAGGUGAUCCCAUGUUCAUAAGAACGCCUUUAAUGUACUCGUCGGGUUCAGGUUCCUUUUGAAGCUUUUCAGAGUUUUUUAUUUCCCCUUUUGAAAUAGAUUUAAGCCUAACAAGUAGUUCAUUUAUCCAUGUUCUCCAGACAGGCGAUAACGAAGUAUCUUCUAGCGCCCACUGAAAACAAGAUGCUGCAUACUCAAACCUUUCUAUCAUGCAAUACGCUUUUCUAUAGAACAGUUAUUAUCGUGAACUUUGAUUAACAUCCUAAUGGCCUUACCCUCUAAGGAUAUGACAAAAAGCUGCGUGCUCUGUAUCAUUCCGUUUCUUGGCAACUAAUAAUCCGUAAUUGGCAAAUCGUAAAGAACUUAUUGGACGGAAAUAAUUUAUGUAAUUAAUAGCAAUGUCUAAAUAUUUUCCAGGGCUUGAAGAUCCGUCUAAAAAUGCUGUUUCAUUUCCCAAUUCACGAUUAAGUACAUCACCGUGUUCCUUGCAUUGAUAUAAAAUAGAUUCAACUUUAGUUUUUGUACUGCUAUUCAUGGCUUUCUCCAUAAGAUGUGGAAGAACUACACUGACUUUCAAAAACUUGAUAUAUGACCGAAGUGUACUUCAGUACAAUAUUUCUAGAGACGUCUUCUGAAGUUUUCGAACUCGCAAGUCUGGCUGCGUUAGCAUAUUCGAGUAUAGUAUAAAAAUAAACAAGUUAAAUUUAAUCAUGAUUUAGCACAAAUAUAAAUUUCA